UAUUUCAGCUGAUCUCAAUUCUCGAUGUGCGGCAAAGUUUUACUCUUAUGACGAAUUAAGUUUGUCAGUGAUUUGUUUAUUUUAUCGAAAGUGUUAGACAUUCAAUAUGACUAUUGCAUCGAUAAUUAACUCCAAAGCCAACCUUACGAGGUUGUCGAGGCUUCCAUCGUUAGUUUUUGAGUUGAAGGGACAGUACAUGUCCAAUUUCACCAAGUUUGCCGAACACAAACCAAUUGAAAAAAUUAGAAAUAUUGGAAUAUCAGCUCACAUCGAUUCCGGUAAAACAACAUUGACUGAGCGAAUUCUCUUUUACACUGGUCGUAUAGCUCAGAUGCACGAGGUGAGAGGCAAAGAUAAUGUUGGAGCUGUGAUGGACAGUAUGGAACUGGAAAGACAGCGUGGAAUAACAAUUCAAUCUGCAGCUACUUAUACUCUAUGGAAAGACCAUAAUAUCAAUAUUAUUGAUACACCUGGACACGUCGAUUUUACAGUAGAAGUAGAAAGAUCUCUCCGUGUUUUAGAUGGUGCUGUACUUGUGCUAUGUGCAGUUGGUGGAGUGCAAUCACAAACUUUGACAGUUAAUAGACAAAUGAAACGCUAUAGUGUUCCUUGCUUAGGAUUUAUCAACAAACUGGAUAGAAUGGGAUCUAAUCCUAACAGAGUUUUAGAUCAAAUGAGAAAUAAAUUGCAACAUAAUGCUGCUUUUCUUCAACUGCCUAUUGGUUUGGAAAGUGAUAUGAAAGGUGUAAUUGAUUUAAUCCAUAGGAAAGCUUUGUAUUUUGAAGGUGAUUAUGGUGAAAUAAUUAGACCAGACGAAGUACCUCAAGACUUUAAAUCAGAAAUGGAAGCAAAACGACAAGAGUUGAUUGAACAUCUUAGCAAUGCUGAUGAACAACUUGGUGAAAAGUUUUUGAAUGAAGAUACAAUUAGUGAAGAAGAUAUUAAAAAAGCCGUGAGGAGGACAUGUUUAAACAGAACAUUCACCCCUGUCAUGCUUGGUACAGCUCUAAAAAAUAAAGGCGUCCAGCCUCUGCUUGAUGCUGUUUUAGACUACUUGCCCAAUCCAGGAGAAGUUACAAAUUAUGCUUUUCUUGACCAAGGCAAAGAUGAGGAGCCCAAGGAAAUUGUUUUAAAUCCAGAACGUAGUGCUAAUCAUCCAUUUGUUGGAUUGGCCUUCAAACUAGAGGCUGGUAAGUUUGGACAGCUGACUUACUUCAGAUGUUAUCAAGGCAUGUUGAAAAAAGCAGAUAAUAUUUUUAACACUAGAACCAAUAAAAAGGUGAGAGUUGCAAGACUUGUUCGACUUCACUCAAAUACAAUGGAAGAUGUAAACGAAGUGUAUGCUGGAGACAUAUUUGCAUUGUUUGGUGUUGAUUGUGCAUCUGGAGAUACUUUUGUCACUAAAAACGACAUGGGUAUUUCUAUGGAGUCGAUAUACGUUCCAGAACCUGUUGUAUCUAUGUCUAUUACCCCAAAAAAUUCAAAGGAUCGUGACAAUUUUGCAAAAGCUAUUGGUCGGUUCACAAAAGAAGAUCCUACCUAUCGUUUUACGUAUGAUCCAGAAAGCAGAGAAAGCAUAGUUUCUGGUAUGGGUGAAUUACACUUAGAAAUUUAUGCUCAGCGCAUGGAGCGUGAAUAUAACUGUCCUGUUACGCUUGGUAAACCAAAAGUCGCAUUCAGAGAAACGUUGGUCGCACCUUGUGAAUUUGAUUACUUACAUAAGAAACAAUCUGGAGGUGCAGGCCAAUUUGGUCGUGUUAUUGGUAUCUUGGAGCCUCUACCACCACACAAAAAUACCAGUUUGGAAUUUUCUGACGAAACUGUUGGAACAAAUAUACCUAAGCCAUUCGUACCUGGUGUAGAACGAGGUUUCUUAACUAUGAGUGAAAAAGGUCUUUUAUCAGGCCAUAAAUUAGCUGGCUUGAAAUUCAGAUUACUUGAUGGUGCUCAUCAUAUUGUUGAUUCAUCUGAGCACUCAUUUUAUUUGGCUGCUUGUGGAGCUAUCAAGGACUGUUUCCAAAACGGCGUUUGGCAAGUUCUGGAACCUAUUAUGUUAGUUGAAAUCACAGGCCCUGAAGAAUUUCAGGGAACGGUGAUGGGACAAUUGACCCGAAGAAAAGGAAUCAUCAUGGGCAUGGAGAGUGCCGACCAGUGGUUCACCAUCUACGCCGAAGUACCAUUGAACGAUAUGUUUGGUUAUUCCAGUGAACUUCGAUCGUCGACCCAAGGAAAGGGAGAAUUCACGAUGGAGUACUCGAGGUACAGCCCGGCCACCCCUGAAGUACAAGAGCGUCUGAUCCAGGAAUACGAGCAAUCUCGGGGAAUAGAGCAGAAAGAAAAGAAAAAGAAUUAAUUUGAAGAAUGUUUUCAUGUGCUUUAUUGACGCUAAAGAAGAAAGUUCGUGAUCAUUCUGUGAUGCACGUCAUGAAAUCAUUGACAGUUUAUAAACAGGAAUCAUGUUUUUAAGGAUCAUUAACUAGGAAAAUUAUGUUGAAGAAUUGUAAAUAUCGUACUCAUAUAUAUUUGCUGUUAGAAUAAUAGUUUAGCUUUUAAUGGUAUUACUCUUGAAGAGUAAAUACAAAACCUGUAAAGUUAAAACUUAUCGAUUUCAUUAUCGAUAUGAGAUGUUGUUUUUUUUUAGACGAAACAAAGUCUCUAACAAUAAACUCUUAUUUACUCGUUUUUCAUAAAA
Trichogramma pretiosum is the source of this 2692-nucleotide messenger RNA. RefSeq names its product elongation factor G, mitochondrial (gene mEFG1). The record is from RefSeq and is a predicted model, not a curated record. The transcript has 9 exons. NCBI's taxonomy places the organism in Eukaryota, Metazoa, Arthropoda, Insecta, Hymenoptera, Trichogrammatidae. Gene Ontology annotation, molecular function: translation elongation factor activity; GTP binding; GTPase activity. Gene Ontology annotation, biological process: mitochondrial translational elongation. Gene Ontology annotation, cellular component: mitochondrion. Bases 107 to 2353 code for a protein of 748 amino acids.